Pelagomonas calceolata is the source of this 914-nucleotide messenger RNA. Lineage: Eukaryota; Pelagophyceae; Pelagomonadales; Pelagomonadaceae. The record is from the annotation of a GenBank genome assembly.
GGCGUCGUCGCGACGACUUUUUGCCAUCCAGCGAGUGGCAUUUGCAAGCUACAGCGGCAUCGGGACGCACAUAUCGCUCGUCGGCGUAUCGCUGACGAGUCGUGCGGCAACACAGCACUUGCAAAGAGAGCCAUGCUCCUCCGCACGACCGCGAGGCUGGGCAGACGUGUCGCGGAGCAGACGCAUGCGUGGAAGCGCUUCUCGACGCCGGCGGCGGCACCCGACCUGCCGCCGCCCACUUCUUUGUCGAAGGCCCAGGCCCUGAGCUCGUCGCGCAUCGUGCUGGAUUUCGUGCGCCUCGGCGUCAGCGGGAGGAGGCUCGACGCGCUCGCCGCGGCGCCGGAGGCGCCGGUGGCGGACCGCUGGGUCCAGGCGAUGCAGGUGCUCGUCGGCGCCCAGGCGCACACCGCCGCGGCGUUCGGGUACGAGGCGUCGGAAAAGGGCAUCAUCAGCUAUAGGCACCACCUGGGUCUGGCGGCGCAGAGCGCGGGGCCCGAAGCUCUAGAGGAACUGAAAAGCUUGGACAAGGAGGUCUGGGAAGAGGUGCUACUCCGGGGCUUCGCGCUCAGCCCGAAGCCGAUGGCGCCGGAGGCCGCGCGCGAGUUCGCGGGCAAGGUCGCGGCGGCGGCCGCCGGCGACCUGGGGGACGCGCUGGCCGCCGACCUGGCGGCGGCGAAGGGCGACGCGCAAAAGGCGUCCGGCGCCGUGAUGCGGGCGCUCGCCGCGGUCCAGACCGAGCUCGCCCCAACAAUCGGCUACGACGGCGCCGACGGCUACGUCCAGCUCCAGGUCGCGCUCAUGGAGCACCUGGCCGACCCGGCCGUCGCGCACGCGACGCAGGCGGCGACGCACGCGCUAUGCGCGCGCGCAGGCAUCACGCCGCCCACUUCGCCGCCCCAGUAGUGUGUGAUAAA